GAGCGCCGGCGGCAGCGGUCACGUCGCCAUGUCAGCGCCGGGCUCCCCUCUCAGUGCCAGUGGCAGCCGGCUGGGGUCCCGUUCACCGUCGCCGGGCCGCCGCUCGCCCGCCGCCAGUCCGCGACCCGAGCGCAAGUCGUUCAGCAUCACGGACAUCCUCAGCCGCUCCGACCCGGUCCGCGAGCGUCUGGAUGACACGCAGAAGCUGCUGGAUGCGGCCGCCGCCGCCAGGUUCGGGUUCCUGCAGCUGGGCUCGCUGGCGGCGCGCUACCCGUACCUGGCCGGCUGUGAUGUGCUCGGCAAGCCGUUCGCAUGGCAGGCCGUGUGGCCCCCGACCGGUCACGUGCCGGCCCAGCCGCCGCCCGUGCACCAGGCUCGGCUGGCCCUGCACUCCCACUCGCCAGUCGACGCCGCUGACGACGCCGACGACCGCGGCGGCGACGAUCAGCGCGACGGCAAGGACCGGCGUAAGAAGAAGACGCGCACCGUGUUCUCGCGCAGCCAGGUGUUCCAGCUUGAGUCGACGUUCGAUAUGAAACGCUACCUCUCCAGCUCGGAGCGCGCCGGCCUGGCCGCCUCACUCCACCUGACCGAGACGCAGGUCAAGAUCUGGUUCCAGAACAGGCGCAACAAAUGGAAGCGCCAGCUGGCGGCCGAGUUGGAGGCGGCCAACAUGGCGCACGCGGCGCAGCGGCUGGUGCGCGUACCCAUCUUGUACCACGAAGGCGCCGCAGGUAAGGGCGCGGUCAGCGGAGGCCCGUGUGAGCCAUGA
This is a messenger RNA of Pollicipes pollicipes, 772 nucleotides long. RefSeq names its product H6 family homeobox (gene Hmx). Gene Ontology annotation, biological process: regulation of transcription by RNA polymerase II. The transcript is spliced from 4 exons. The coding region runs from base 29 to 772 and encodes 247 amino acids. Gene Ontology annotation, molecular function: DNA-binding transcription factor activity, RNA polymerase II-specific; RNA polymerase II transcription regulatory region sequence-specific DNA binding. The record is from RefSeq and is a predicted model, not a curated record. Gene Ontology annotation, cellular component: nucleus. Lineage: Eukaryota; Metazoa; Arthropoda; Thecostraca; Pollicipedomorpha; Pollicipedidae.